Oikopleura dioica is the source of this 2640-nucleotide messenger RNA. The record is from the annotation of a GenBank genome assembly. Lineage: Eukaryota; Metazoa; Chordata; Appendicularia; Copelata; Oikopleuridae.
AUGUUUCAAGAAGAAAAGGCUUCGUUUCCGCUUAUUCCUACUCUAACGACUAUCGCAACUCUUCAAAAUGUCGAAAUUACGCACUUGGGCCACCCUUAUAAGAAAUGUAUCCUCGAUGAAAACUAUAAACGGAACACCUGCGAAUAUGAGAAGAUAAUUGAGGGCUACAAGAGAAAAUGCCAGUGUUACCCAGGAUACUUGAGCGAUGAAUUGAAGGACAAAAUGAAUGACACGGACCCUUGUUCAUUUUUCCAGCACGCCACAUGCAUUGCGCCACUGCAAACGAACACAGAACAUAGAGCUGAGCUGAAAGCGAUCCGCUGUCAUCCGAAAUGUCAAUAUACAACAAUAGAAAAGGGAAAUGUGAAUCAUGUGGAGUUGAACUCGGAGCACUUGAACUUCGUCCGAGAAACAGUGAAUCUCACCAAAGAUAUUGAUCUGAUCUCAACUGUGAUCAGUUUGAACGAUGAGCCGAAUUGGAUCCUCAGAACAGAAGAAGCCGAUUACAAGCUCUCAGAAUUGCUCUCCGAUAUGGGAGGAUCUAUGAGCCUGAUUCUCGGUCUUAGAUCUCGAUCUUUUGAGGAUACUUUCGGCACUGCGACACCUUCAUCAACACCAAAGAAGAUCAAAAUUCAAAGGCCAGACGACUUCGAAGCUGUCCAUCCCGAUUCAGUAACAUCUAUCGGAAAAUUUGGAAAAUGCGAAGGCACAGAAUGCGAUGGAGUUCCUGCAGAGACGAUCGAAAUCAACAAGGAGAGACUUUGCCAAAUCUGCGCGAAAAAGAAACAUGGCGAUGCUGCUCUUCAAGGAAAAACAUUCGACAAAUCCGAUGCUGUGUUCAAAUGCCCAGCGUUCUCUACGGACGGAAGCUGCAAUUCCGACAAAAUAUCCUUCCACGAAUUCUACCUUGGAUCUUGCUGUGAGCAAGCUUCUAAGUGGCUCACAGACAAUGAUAAAGCCCGGAAAAAGAAACUUGAUGUCAUCGCGAAGCUGCAUGAAGAUAUCGAGCGAGAAAAGAAACGAACAAAGCGUGAAUGUGAAGAAGUAAAAAAGAGCAAUGCCCAGAUGGAGAAUCUCCAGCGCCUUAAAAAAGUGAGUAUCGAGAGGACUUUGAAGGAAAUUGAGGAAAUCGACAGGAAACUCGGAAAGAAAAGAGAAGUCCAGGAAGCCAUGGAGAAAAAGCUCGAAGAGAAAGAUCGAGAGAUGGACAUCGUCUCCAAGCGAUACAAGCAACUGUCCUACGAGUAUCAUGAAAUCACAAAGAAGGACGAUGAGAAAGAAGAAGAGGAAGAAAACUCAGGCGCAGCAACUUGCCAAGUUUGCUUUGAGAAAUACAGCGAUGAUUACGAAAGCCGUAAAUGGCUUCUUAGGCACUGCGGACAUAUUACAAGAGAGAGUACACUUAACGUGGCCGAUUCUUAUCCCACAGACAUAUCUUCUAAUGGGAGCUACUUCUGGGAGCCCUUCUUUGACGGCGUUCAUCAAAGUUGCCAAGUUGAAGCACACUUCCAUGACGAGGCUACGAAUUCUCCGGAUAAAAAUUGCGCAGAACUCAGAAUCGAUUACAGUUAUAACGACUACAACGACUACUCACAUGAAAGUUAUUGGAAAGAAACUCGCUGUGAUCGCAUUGAUCACGACGGUGAGAGUUAUUAUGAGAUUAUCGUCUGCAUGGUGCUACAGGAAGAGAGAACUAGUUGUGAUAUCAUCCAAAAGCCAGAAAUUACGACGAAUGGUAUUGCAUUCACAAGCGAAGCCAAUUAUGAUUACUCAACACAGCGGAUGGAAGAAUCGACAAGCAAUUCGCAGCAAAGUCUAUACACUAAACUAUCGACUGAUUACAUAGCCACAACGCUUUCUUACGAUCGAACUAGCCAAACAAAUAAUGCCCCAACAACAGAAUCUGGAGGCACCGUUACAAGGGACACAAUGCCAGACGAAAGAAGACUCAACAUAUUGAUUAUACUCUGCAGCAUGAUUGGAGCUUCCAACAUCCCCCUUAAAAAUUCCUCUGGCAUCGCUAGACAAGAAGACUGGGAAAAGUCCGCUGUGGCGAAUUUUUCCUAUCAAGAGCUUCAGCAUAAUUAUCAAAGCGACGCUCUGCAAAGUGCUCUUCAAAGCAAUAUACAGUUUGCCGGUUUUGAGUCAAGUGGCGAUAAAUGUUAUUCUUGGAACAUCUCAAACAACAAGUUGUCUGGAGAGAGCUUUCAGUUCAAGGACGCUUCAAUUGUGCGACUCAAUGCAAAUCGAGUGCAAUCACUAAACUCGAUCGGUAGCAGUGUAACGUUUCCGAAAUGCCGGGCAUUUUACGCUGGCAAGAACCACUUCAACAGCUUCGAUGACUUACCAGGGAUGCCACUUGUCGAGCACGUUGAUUUGCGUCAAACGAACAUUUCCUCCGCAAACGGCAUACAGCGUUUUCCUAACCUGCACGUACUCAUUAUUGAGGAGUGUCCUCUUGCGUUCACAGAAGAUUUCCGUGGAUACCUCGCCUCGCAAAAUAAAAACAUCAAGCUUAUUAACAACAUUGCCGUCACUUUCGACGAGCAAAACUUCAAGCCGCCGAAAAAGAACGAGAAGAAAAAGAAGAUCGCAAAAAUCUUGAUUUUUUCCAAAUUUUGUGAUUUUCGUGUAAUAUAG